Molecule: messenger RNA, 816 nt
Organism: Aspergillus ruber CBS 135680
Lineage: Eukaryota; Fungi; Ascomycota; Eurotiomycetes; Eurotiales; Aspergillaceae
Exons: 1
Coding region: 479-727 (82 amino acids)
Source: RefSeq, a predicted model, not a curated record
CUCUCUUCAGGGCCUCAUCUUUCCACCCUUUUCAUCAACUAUGAUGUUCCCAGGGCGACGUUCUGGUGCAUAACUAGCGCGGACGUAAGAGUCAUCGUUGAGUCCAGGAAGUAGAGGCUAUCACAGAGCCUGAGGUGCGGUAUAAUGCCAUGGACUAUUACACGCGGACAGUGCUCGACAAGUCGCUGAGAAAAGGUUUAAACAGGGACAUGGCUAUGCGGUCGUAUAUGGAGAAAAUACUGCAUUUAGGAGACCGUUAGACCCUGAUGACUCAGGGGAGUCUCGAUGAUUGGAUUUUUUCGACUAAGAAGGGAUCAUGGCAACAUCGAUUGAUACUCUAGCCUCCACCGGCUUCACUUGCACAACUGGGCAAUUACAGAGCAGCGCUGCGUCGUCCGAGGCAUCUAUCACAACACCAUGUUUGCAAAGUGGCGGUCGCCCCAGCCGAAUCCACCAUGAUACAUAGAAAAAGCAAUCAAUGCGAGUCCCGUCUAUGAAGCCCAACGUUGCACGGGCCUGUAUCCUGGCGGGUUACUCUGAAGCCUGGGACAUGAUCAACGCAGACUCAGAUGACAUCCUGAUGGGCGAUGCACGAGAGAGCCACAGCCCGAAACACCUCCGAGAUGUUGAAUCCAAGGUAGAAGAACAGGCGUCGUAUGGUGAAUAUGCACAAGAAAAGGUUGGAUCAUGCAGUCGCAUGUUUGGGCAUAUUGCAACCUACGUAUAACACAAUGUGAUUAAUUCACACGCUGACUACGAAGGAGCCUCGUGUAACGGGAAACAAACUAACAUGUCCCAUUUCGAGUUGAGUGUCGC